AUGGGUGGGACCAUAGACAAAGAAUUUCGCAACCUGCACCAGACCGAAACAAUCGCGGACAUUUCAUGGAAUGUCUAUCAGACGGAAUCGACAGGCAGGACACCGGAUGAUUAUCUCCCAAGAAAAUGUUUGAGGGACUUCUAUGAGGAACAUUCCGUCAGUAUCACAAACGAUGGACAUACUGUCAAGAGCUUCUGUCCAAAAAACAAUGUUGAUGAGAAGCAUUUUAUUACGUACAUUAAUUAUCCUAAAGUUAUUGAUAUCAGAAAAGACAUUAGAACAAGAGAAGCUGAGGAAAGAAAGAGGCAAGAGGAGGAAAGGACAUACAAGGACUUCAAAUGGGACACUCUUGUUUAG
Porites evermanni is the source of this 357-nucleotide messenger RNA. Lineage: Eukaryota; Metazoa; Cnidaria; Anthozoa; Scleractinia; Poritidae. The record is from the annotation of a GenBank genome assembly.